GCAACCUGCAAAGACGCUGUGGUACGACCGCCCGCGGUACGUCUACCUGGAGUUCUGUGUCGAGGACAGCACAGAUGUUAAGGUUGUCAUUGAGGACCAGCGGCUGGGGUUCAGUUGCAAAAAUGCAGACGGCGUGGAGUUCUACAACGAGAUCAACCUAUAUGCCAGGGUGAACUCCAAGGACUCACAGGAGAAGCGCUCUGACCGCUCCAUUACAUGCUUUAUGAGGAAGUGGAAGGAGAAAGUGGCCUGGCCCCGCAUCACCAAGGAGAACAUCAAGCCGGCCUGGCUCUCUGUGGACUUUGACAACUGGCGAGACUGGGAAGGGGACGAGGAGGUGGAGAGGGCCAUGGUGGAGCAGUAUGCAGAGCUGCUGGAG
This is a messenger RNA of Cariama cristata (Red-legged seriema), 379 nucleotides long. RefSeq names its product prostaglandin E synthase 3 (cytosolic)-like (gene PTGES3L). The record is from RefSeq and is a predicted model, not a curated record. Gene Ontology annotation, molecular function: Hsp90 protein binding; protein-folding chaperone binding. Lineage: Eukaryota; Metazoa; Chordata; Aves; Cariamiformes; Cariamidae. Gene Ontology annotation, cellular component: nucleus; cytosol. The transcript is spliced from 5 exons. Gene Ontology annotation, biological process: protein folding; chaperone-mediated protein complex assembly. The annotation marks the transcript as partial.